AUGGCUAACGUACGGAGGGAGCUCACAUUUGCGGGAACGUUGCGUAAUUUAAACUUCAUAUGGCGCCUGAUGGGUAUUCCGCCGUGCGAGGAGUUCUAUCGAACGGGCCUAUUGCCCAUUCUGAAGCAGAACGCCGUGUUUCUUAUUUGGUUCGUUAUUCUCGUCUACACCACCGUCGGUGAGAUUAUCUACCUGUGGCAACUAUUCCUGCGCGAUACGUCCUUCCUGGAUAUUACAUUCCAGGCACCGUGCGUUGGCUACUGCAGCAUCGGUUUGUUGAAGAUGGUCGUGCUGGCCGUACGGCGCAAUGCGAUCGCCGAGCAUGUGGAACUAUUUCGCCUCAAAUGGAGCAAGGCGAUUGCAACCGACGAGCAUCGACGGUUGUGUGAGGAGACGAUGAUCCCAGCAAUUAGAAUUAUCACCCUGGCGGCAAUCGUAAACAUUGUGAUGGGAAACUCCUUUACGUUGCUGCCGCUGGCGGAGAUGAUCUACCAUUACUAUCACACUGGCGGAUCCCAACGGUUGCUUCCGUUCAACAUCUGGUGGCCAUUCGAUCCGUACGCUGGUGCAAAGUACUUCUAUCUCGUCUAUCCAAUGUACUUUAUUAUUAGUUUCUCGGCAGUCCUUAUCCAGAUGGCGUUCGAUUGCUUGUUCUGCAUCCUGGCGGCCCAUCUGUGUCUCCAUUUCCGCAUCCUGGAGCAUAACAUCUCUCAGGUGGUGUUGGCGCCCGGUAAGACGAGGAAACCGGAAUCAUCAUCCAACCGUCAACGGCUACAAGAUGCCAUCGAAACGCACCAGGAUCUCUUGGGCUGUAACCACUUUAUGCAGAAUGUGUUCAGCGUGGCGCUGUUCGUGAACUUCUUCGGCAGCUCAAUCAUCAUUUGCAUCCAGGCGUUCAUGAUAUCGACUGCAAAAGGGUACACGCUGGUGAAGUUCCUUCUUUUUAUGCUAUCCUUUCUGAUGGAGCUGCUAAUGCUGUGCGCGUACGGAGAGGACAUUGUACAAUCGAGUGGUGCCGUGGCCGAUGCAACGUACCAUUGCGUGUGGUACGGACAGCAGAAACCGUUCCGCACGUCGAUUUUGCAAAUCAUUCUCCGAAGCCAGAAACCGAUGAUACUGGUGGCCUGGAAGUUUUGGCCAAUCCGCAUCCAAACGUUCAGCAGCAUACUGCAAGCGUCCUGGUCCUACUUUACGCUCCUGCAGACGGUUUACAACGAGGAGUGAGCUCAUACGCGCUCAUCCGAGGCUUUGCCCUUUGACUCAUCACAAUCUGCGCGCACCUGAGCAACACGGAAUUGCGAAAGAUUGCACCACAGAACAGCCAAACGCGUCACGCAACACAGCAGCAGCUCGAGCACUAUACAGCGUCAAUCAGCUGUUUGGAACGG
Molecule: messenger RNA, 1388 nt
Organism: Anopheles darlingi
Lineage: Eukaryota; Metazoa; Arthropoda; Insecta; Diptera; Culicidae
Product: odorant receptor 4-like
Exons: 7
Coding region: 1-1224 (407 amino acids)
Biological process (GO): sensory perception of smell; detection of chemical stimulus involved in sensory perception of smell
Cellular component (GO): plasma membrane
Molecular function (GO): odorant binding; olfactory receptor activity
Source: RefSeq, a predicted model, not a curated record